Penicillium mononematosum is the source of this 735-nucleotide messenger RNA. RefSeq lists its product as uncharacterized. Lineage: Eukaryota; Fungi; Ascomycota; Eurotiomycetes; Eurotiales; Aspergillaceae. The record is from RefSeq and is a predicted model, not a curated record. Bases 1 to 735 code for a protein of 244 amino acids. The transcript has 3 exons.
AUGCUUAGCGUCACGCGUUUGGCAGCACGAGACGUGCUGCUGCAGCCCCUCCCGCCCCUAAUAGUUGGCCAGAAUCACACGAUUUCGAGUGCGAUCCACCGAGUGGACUUUGUGGGAAAACUAGCGCCCUGGCCAAAUUUUGAAGGCGAGGUUAUUGCCGCCUUCAACUCCCGAACCGUCACCUGGAACGCCCAGACCCUGGACGUAAUCAUAAGUGGCAUAGGUGCAGGUGACUCCGUCACCCAGGAGCAGUUAGUCCUGGGAGAUGAGACCGGCCUGCAGGGGCGUCUAAAUGAACGGCUUAGUCGCCCUGUCACUACAUGCCUUCAAGUUCAAGGGCACCUGCUACGACUUGGCGAUUUUAAGGCAUCUAGCGAAGCAGCACGACCUGGGGUCCUUGACAACGGCGCCGCUACCAAAGUCGUCGUGGAAUUUUUUGAGACUGGCCAAGAGCACCAGCUUCGCCGCAUUUUCGGGCAGGUUGCCCGAUACAUGAAACACCUGAACGUGCGACAUGCGUUCCUGUCGACCUAUGAUGAGACAAUGUUUCUUAGGAAGGUCGAUACAACAACCGGCUGGGCUUUGCAAUUCUCUCCGGUAAUCACUCGUGAUUCCCAGUACAGCAUCCCAAUGAAGACCAUUACCACCCGGCAAGGGCUGUUUUAUUUGGCCCUUCUCGGCCAAACUGCGCAGCCGUUUGCUACCAGGCCUUCGCGCAGUCAGUGGACCACCUAA